Messenger RNA from Anguilla rostrata (American eel), 2783 nucleotides. It is a transcript of the gene pcbp4, whose product is annotated as poly(rC) binding protein 4. The record is from RefSeq and is a predicted model, not a curated record. The transcript is spliced from 14 exons. Gene Ontology annotation, biological process: negative regulation of mRNA splicing, via spliceosome. Gene Ontology annotation, cellular component: nucleus; cytoplasm. The coding region runs from base 494 to 1882 and encodes 462 amino acids. NCBI's taxonomy places the organism in Eukaryota, Metazoa, Chordata, Actinopteri, Anguilliformes, Anguillidae. Gene Ontology annotation, molecular function: mRNA binding.
AGGAGGGGGGCUUCUUGGAGGUCAGAUGCUUCUCCGAUACUCAAUCUCACAUCGUUAUAAGAUACGGUCCCUUUUUAUUUCCUUUUAGACUCGUCUUACAUCCUAUGGGAUGAUAGGGUACUGUCGGAUAAUGCAGGAGUGCAGUGGCUAACAUGGUACUUCGGCAGAUGGUCUUACCCAGAGUGCAUUGUUUUCUUUUAGCUUCUCAUUUGUCUGUUGUAAUUGGAUAGGGUAGUCCCACGGCCGCUGGCUGCAUCUCUCUCUCUCUCUCUCCCCCUCUCUCUCUCUCUCCCUCUCUGGUUUAUUGUUACACGGUGACAUCAGGAUUAUUUGCUACAGUUAAAGCUUCUUACUGACAAUGUGGACGUCAGCUGGGGAUAUAUAAUAUAUAUUUUCAAGCUCUUCAACCUUUUCAACCGCAUAUGAAAACAGAGCUGUGAAAUUCCGGUAAAGAGCCUCAUUGCGCAGUUGCACCUGCUGACGAGCCUCUUUCAUGCGUCUCCCUGCGCCAGACUCCCACAUCAGAAUGAACUGUGAGCAGGACUUUGGAGAAGGGGGCAUGAACGUGACGCUCACCCUCAGGCUGCUCAUGCACGGAAAGGAGGUCGGCAGCAUCAUCGGGAAGAAAGGAGAAACAGUGAAGAGAAUACGAGAAGAGAGCAGCGCACGCAUCAACAUCUCAGAAGGGUCCUGCCCUGAGAGAAUAAUUACCAUCACUGGGCCCACAGACUGCGUCUUCCGAGCUUUCACCAUGAUCACGUUAAAACUGGAAGAGGAUCUCACAACCCUGGUAGCCAAUGGGACAGUCACCAGUAAGCCACCAGUCACCCUGCGGCUGGUCAUUCCUGCCAGCCAGUGCGGAUCCCUCAUUGGCAAAGGGGGCUCCAAAAUCAAGGAGAUCCGUGAGACUACAGGGGCACAGGUUCAGGUGGCUGGUGACUUGUUGCCCAACUCUACUGAGCGAGGAGUGACGAUAUCUGGGACCCAAGACGCCAUAAUCCAGUGUGUCAAGCUUAUCUGCACAGUGAUCCUUGAGUCCCCGCCGAAGGGGGCCACUAUUCCAUAUCGCCCCAGCCCGUCCCCCGGGACCGUCCUGAUCUCCGGGAACCAGGUUUUGGAAGCCUCUGAGUUUGGGUCACACCCUCUUUUCUCAUUGGCUCAGGGAGGUGUGGAGCUGCAACAAGCAUACACUGUACAGAACCAAUAUGGCAUUCCACACUCAGAGUUGGCCAAGCUUCACCAGUUGUCCAUGCAGCAGGGCCUGACUCCCAUGGGCCAGCAAGCCCCCAUCCUGCCUGGAAUAGAGACCAACACCCAGACCACGUCCCAGGAGCUCCUCAUUCCAAACGACCUCAUUGGUUCGAUCAUCGGCAGGCAGGGCACCAAGAUUAACGAAAUCCGCCAGGUCUCGGGAGCACAGAUCAAGAUCGGCAGUCAGCUGGACAGCACCAGCGACCGGCACGUCACCAUCACCGGCUCUCCUAUCAGCAUCAACCUCGCCCAGUACCUCAUCACUUCCUGUUUAGAGACCGCCAAAUCCACUGCCCAGUCCUCCUCCAUGUCGACCCCUGUUGACCUCAACAUGAGCUUCACCCAGCCCGCCUCCCCCGCCUCGUCCUCCGCCGCAGCCCUGGCAGCGAUGGGGGGACUGCCCCACGCUCCCAUGCUGGGCACCCCCUAUGCCCUCCCCCUCUCCAGCCUCCUGGGAAUGAAAUCCGUCCCCUUCCUGGCACUCUCCACCCCCACCGCCCCAGCAGCAGCCGCGGUCGCCGCCGCUGCCGCCGCCGCCCCCACCCACGGAACCCUGGCCUCCUACACCGCCAAAAUCUCCUCCGCCAACGGGAUCAAGAAGCCCGAGAGACAGAAGUUUGCUCCCUACUGAUGCCGUCCCCCGACCCCCUCCACCACCCACCCGCGUCCACGCUCCGCGCCCACGUCCACGACCCAAAAAAAAAUAACAACCUCCCUGCUCCCUCCAUCUGUCCACCCCCACCGCCCGCCCACCCCCAAACCCGAGACAAGACCAGGGAGGGGCAUCUUUCUCUUGCUCUCUCCUCUUGCCUGACGAUGUAGCCGUUAUAGUAAAGAGACUGUACACAUCUUUCGUUUUGUUUUUUGUUGUUGUUUCUGUAGCUUUGUCAUUUUAGCCACAAAGAAAACCAGGACGUUGGCUUAUAUAGUUAUAUUUAUGUUAUUUGCCAAGAUAGCCUCUUUUAAGCCAUAGACUGUUCCUUCAGACUCUUUCUCCCUAUAUACCCACCUUUCCGUCUACUGUCCAUGAUUAUUUAUUGACAAUAUUAUCAAAAAUAAUCCCUCAAAGAGUUUAUAAAUGAAGCACUGCUGACUGAACCUCCACUCUAUGUAUCAGCUUUUAUACUAUCUGUGUAUUCUCCUGUACACCACUUCCAGAAGGCUUUUUUAAAUAUAUGAAAGAUAUAAAGAAAAAAUUCAAAUGUUUUUAAACAAACAGCAGAUUUUAAUCUGUUUUUAUGUGUUUUUGUCCGUUUUACUUUAAAUGUGUUUAAUUUAUUUUAUUUAUUAUCACUUAUUUCUUUUAUUGGUUAAUUGUUUGUUUUCUGAAAUGGCGGCAGGUAUUUCACAUAAUUUUUAGUCCUGCGCUGAAUUGUCUCAAAAAUGAAAGGCUUUUGCCUCGCAUUGACCACAUACGUGAUUCAUUCUAGCAGAGCAAAGGUUCAAAAUACAUUUUUUGUUUAAUUUUUUUAAUAGGAAAAGUGUGUUGCCACUUCUGAAAUGUGAUUGCUAUUAAAUGCGCUGAAACAACA